Engraulis encrasicolus (European anchovy) is the source of this 1802-nucleotide messenger RNA. RefSeq names its product spermatogenesis-associated protein 22. NCBI's taxonomy places the organism in Eukaryota, Metazoa, Chordata, Actinopteri, Clupeiformes, Engraulidae. The transcript is spliced from 8 exons. The coding region runs from base 161 to 1447 and encodes 428 amino acids. Gene Ontology annotation, biological process: gamete generation; homologous chromosome pairing at meiosis; meiotic DNA repair synthesis. The record is from RefSeq and is a predicted model, not a curated record.
UCGUGCGUGUGCUAGGAGAGAAGUCCUGUUCUCUUCUCCUACCCAUUUCUUUCGACGGAAAGUUCGCGGUUUCUGUUGUUGUUUAGACUACUACUGUAUUUGUUUUGUGGAUUUGUAACGUAAACGAGUCUUUGGAGCUACCGGUGAUUUUAUCAUUACAAUGAAAAGGACUGACACAUAUCCAAGACCAACUGCAGGUUGCCUUUCAGUGCCUUUAUUUAACCAAAGGAAACGCAGCAGGCUUCCUCUUACAUCGACUCCUGUAGAAAAUGAAUUCUGCUCUGCGGUUGACUUUGAUGAUCAGAUUGACUUUGCAGAUUCCUCAUUUUCAUCAGGCAAUGCAGCAUAUGCUGCUCAGAAUCAGAACCAACGGCCCGCUGGACCAAGGCCCUCAGCUGCGGCUGCACAAGGAGGUCAGUGGAACAGGCCAAUGAAGCAGCAGCCUCCGCAGCCCAGCAACCCACCUGUCCGUCACACUGGACCCGUUGCCAGGGGUUAUGCCCCCCUGCCUCAUCCUCACAAACCUGCCAACACAUGGUCUCAGCAGAGAGCUCCAGGCAGGCAGGAGGCUCCAGCGCCCAAUCCUCCCCACAGCCAGGGUCUGGGCCAGAUCCAGAGUGGCCCCUCAUACGGCCGAGGACGAGGCCUGCAGCCUGGCCAAGGGAGGGGUGCAGCCACUGGCCAACAGCAGUCCAGACUCAAGCCCAUGAAUCACCAGCAGCUGACAGUGCAGCAGUCGUUCAGCAGACAACAGGCCCAAGGCCCCGCGGGGGCGAUGCAGGGUGCUUCGGGCCCAUCUGGUGGCCCCCGUUACUGCCCUGCCCCUGUCCCUGCCCCUCCUGCACCUAAGCCUCAGUCACAGCAGCAGGCACAGUGGCAGUUCAAAGUGUCACCGCGUAUGGGGCAGACAAAAAAUAAUCACAAUAACUCCUAUGUCAUGCAGUCCACCCCACAGCAAGCGCGGAUGGGGCAGCCACAAAAUAACAGCACUACAGACUUCUACGGCGCACAGACAACCCAGCCACAAGAGGUUCCGCAAAGUCCAAAGACAAAAUCCGAAAGUGAGAAGUCUCUCCGGAUCCUUACGUGUGUCAUCGAGGGCAUGAGACACUGGGUCCAGUUCAAGAACAAAGCUCCUAUGCUGUUUGAGAUUUUUGCAUCCCUGGACUCUGCAGUCACUGAUGGGAAGUUUGGUGCCAAGCAUUUCCUCCUGCGGACAGGAAGGGAUGUCGUGCAAUGUGUUUACUACGAGCAUGACCAGGAACUCCCCAAGCUGUUCCGUGGCCUGGUCCACCGCUGCGUGGGGAACUACGACCAGCGUGGCGACGUCUUCACCUGCGUCUCGGUCCGCCUUGCCUCCCGCCACGAGCAGAAGAACUCCCAGGAGGCCAUCAGGGCAUCAGAUGAAGAGAUGCGACAGGUGGUCCAGUCUCUCAAUGAAAUAUGACCAGCACCAGCCAGAACACUGACUGGACAGUUUGUCAACUAAUUAUUAAAUUGAAAUAUUAUUAUUAUUAUUAUUAUGAUUAUUAAAUUUGGUUGUAACAACUUCUUGCCUGUUUCUGUUGUGUUAAAGUAUUCAUUGUGGAAAGGAUACGUAGUAAUUCAAUGGUUCAUUCAUUCAGUCAUUCAUACAUUUAUUCAUCUAUCUAUUUAUUUAUUUAUUUAUGUAUGUAUGUAUGUUCAGAUUAAUUUAAAAAGAUGUAAUCGUUGUUGGUAAAUACUGUAUAAUAUUACCUGUGAUGAUUCAAGGAAACGUGUUGUAUUAAUGUGUUUCAUUAAAUGUUACCUUCAUCAUUUCA